This is a messenger RNA of Salvelinus namaycush (lake trout), 1786 nucleotides long. Its product is annotated as C-X-C chemokine receptor type 2-like. The record is from RefSeq and is a predicted model, not a curated record. Lineage: Eukaryota; Metazoa; Chordata; Actinopteri; Salmoniformes; Salmonidae. Gene Ontology annotation, molecular function: C-X-C chemokine receptor activity. Bases 215 to 1288 code for a protein of 357 amino acids. Gene Ontology annotation, cellular component: membrane. The transcript is spliced from 2 exons. Gene Ontology annotation, biological process: neutrophil chemotaxis; G protein-coupled receptor signaling pathway; immune response.
UUGGGUGGGUGGAAACGUGGAGUGUAUGAAAACGUGGAGUGUAUGACUUUCAUUUCUAAUCAUUAAGGAGGCAGAAUUUGAGGCUGACAAAUGACGCACGUGCAGUGACACAAUAUUGGUCACUAAACAGGAUAUCUUGACACUUCCAUCCCAGCUGUGAUGUCUUUAAAACAGUGGCAAUUCCCUCUUCAUUAUCAUAGAGCUGGAUGCAAAAAUGACAGAACUAAAACAAUUCUUCCUGGAUUAUGAAUUCGAUUCAUACAACGACUCCUAUUACUUCAACAUCACCUCCUUUGACCUGAACUCUAACACCUUCACCUGUGCAACUCAACCCCUGUGUCCCAGUGCCGUCAUAUUCCUGUGUGUCCUUCACAUGGCCAUCUUCCUAUUGGCUGUUCCUGGUAACCUACUUGUGGGGCUCGUGAUUGGCUUCAGUCAACAGUCCCUGACCCCAUCCGACGUCUUCCUGUUUCACCUGACUGUAGCCGACGGGCUGCUGGCUCUGACCCUGCCCUUCUGGGCUGCUGCCACGCUCCACGGCUGGAUCUUUGGUGACUUCCUGUGUAAGUUCCUCAGCCUGGUUAUGGAGGUUAGCUUCUACACCAGCAUCCUGUUCCUGGUGUGUAUCAGUGUUGACCGCUACCUGGUGAUCGUUCGCCCUGCCAAGUCCCGUAAGGGCCGCCGAAGGGCCUGCAGAUGGUACGCCUGCACCUUCAUCUGGGCUCUGGGGGGCGCCCUCUCUCUCCCUGCCCUCUUCAACAACGCCUUCACGCCCCAUGGCGGUGGUCCGACGAGGUGUGCUGAGCGCUUCGACCCCGGCAGCGCCACCCGCUGGCGGCUCGCUACUCGCGGCCUACGCCACAUCCUAGGGUUCCUGCUCCCACUAGUCAUCAUGGUGGCGUGCUAUAGCAUCACCGUGGCCCGGUUGCUGCAGACGCGCGGCUUCCAGAAGCACAGGGCCAUGCGGGUCAUCAUUGCCGUGGUGAUCGCCUUCCUCCUGUGCUGGACGCCGUUCCACAUGACGGUGAUGGCCGACACCCUGAUGAGGGCCAAUCUGGUGCACUUCGACUGUGCUGGGAGGAACAGGGUGGACUUGGCCCUCCUGGUCACCCACAGCCUGGCCCUGGUCCACAGCUUUGUUAACCCAGUGCUGUAUGCCUUCGUGGGGGAGAAGUUCAGGGGGAACCUGGGUGCACUGGUCAGGAAGUCACGGGGACCAGAGAGGGGGUCGUCAUCUCGAUUCAGCAGGUCCACAUCCCAGACCUCAGAAGGGAAUGGACUGUUAUGAUUGAUCUGGCAGGUUGUCCCCACAUUACUUUCAAUCAGGGUUGUGGUCAAUCCCAUUUCAAUUCCACUCAAUUCAUGAAGUAGUCUAAAACUCCAAUUCCAACGUUUUUCAAUGAGAGCAUUUUUAAAAUCGAAAUUGGAGUUUGGUUCACUUUCUGAACUGACUGGAAUUGAAAUGGAAUUAACUCCAACCCUGCUUCGAACAACGUAUAAGAUCGUCCCUUUGUAACAUAUUGUAGCCUAACAUUCCUUGCCUGACAUUGAAUAUGUACUGGCACUAUCAGGCUGCAGACUCAGAUCCUGUAUGUAUGUGUUCUUUAAUGUCCCUCCAUAUACUAAUGCCCCUGGUGUCUGUCCAUGUAUAUAAUGCCCUCUGUUGUCUGUUGUAUUAGGUAAUAAAUACCCUGUGCUGUUGUUGUUUGUCCAAAGCUGCUUGAUAAGACACAAGACACAUUUCCUCAAAGGGAAUAAUGACACAAUAAACUCAACUGUGAUGUGA